This is a messenger RNA of Ceraceosorus guamensis, 889 nucleotides long. RefSeq lists its product as hypothetical. Gene Ontology annotation, cellular component: plasma membrane; TORC2 complex; cytoplasm. Bases 226 to 828 code for a protein of 200 amino acids. NCBI's taxonomy places the organism in Eukaryota, Fungi, Basidiomycota, Exobasidiomycetes, Ceraceosorales, Ceraceosoraceae. The record is from RefSeq and is a predicted model, not a curated record. Gene Ontology annotation, biological process: TORC2 signaling. Gene Ontology annotation, molecular function: phosphatidylinositol-4,5-bisphosphate binding. The transcript has 3 exons.
CACGACUGUGCAGCUCCUGCAUGCGACGCUCACCGCUCUUUUGUCACGUCAGUCAAGCAACAUCUAGCUACUCAGACUCCUGCCCAAAAAGCGGCGCGAGCCGCUGGGCGUCCAGGCAUCCCCACACCACCACCACCUCCUCCUCAAAGCACACAAGGCGAUCGACUCGCAGCACCUGCACGCUCGCUCGCACCUGGAGCUGUCACAAGUGCAAGGCUUGCCGCAAUGGGAGCCAAUGUACCAGCCGGUUCGCUGCUAGACGUCGCAGGGACGCCCAUCUUUGCAUCCUCUGCCCUGUCCAGAAGCGCAUUGGGACCAUCGAGCGCUAGCAUAUUCCUUCGGGUGGCCAUCACCCCUAAUGAUCAGGUACGAUACAAGACAACGCUUCAGGUUCCAUCUGACAUGUACCUCGCCGAUGUUCUCGAGACCAUCUGUCGCAAGAGACAUCUCGCGAGUCCCGACGAGUGGGCGCUUGUGGUCCCAGAUAAGGACAUCGUCGCGCCUCUGGACCGUACGGUGGAGAGUUUGCGAGGAAAUCAUGAUCUUGCCUUGGUUCGACGCUCCACUCUUGGAGCUCAGGGUGGCUUUGGCGCGCUAACAGGAUCCAGCACCAAUCCGAAUGCUUCUAUCUUUAAACGACUUUCGGAGCCUGUGCAGCCACGCUACAACAAAGCUAAGGAUUUGGCUGCCACCUACAAGACCUUCACAGUCAACCGCAAGAUGCCUAUGUUUGUUGGUCGCCACGAGAGAACGCUCACCUUGGACGGGGACUGGGUCCAUAUCAUGUGCGUUGCACUUGACAAAUUAUUAGCGUGCAGCGAACUCUGACACGCGCUUGCUUCUUGCACCAGUCCGACGGAUUCUCGGGCAUUUCAUGCUCAUGCUGCCA